Molecule: messenger RNA, 1173 nt
Organism: Oncorhynchus nerka (sockeye salmon)
Lineage: Eukaryota; Metazoa; Chordata; Actinopteri; Salmoniformes; Salmonidae
Exons: 7
Coding region: 1-1173 (390 amino acids)
Source: RefSeq, a predicted model, not a curated record
AUGGUCCUCCAGAGCACACUGCACAAAACGGCUGAGAUCAGUGAUCGUGAGGAUAGGAAGCCAGCCAUCAUCGUGGACUACAAACACAAUAAAGGAGGCAUGGACAACCUGGACAAGCCUACGUGGCAGGCUGACUACCUGUUACGCGAGUGCAGCAAGAAGCCUGAUCCACCUGAGGAUGCAGCUGGAGCAGUACUCUGCUCAACCCAGCAUUCAGCCCAACCUGAGACUCGGCAGGUGAAUGGCCUCGUGGGAACGGUUUUCUAUUUUCCAGAAAGGGUGUUGAACUCUGGCAGUUUACUUUAUGGAGACCUUGGCAGUAUUGCACAGGUGUACCCUGGUAAACAAAGUAAAACCAACCUUGUGAAGAGAUUUAAAAACCACCUUCACUGGAACAAUGUCACUGGAUUCUUCACUUUGUCAGAUCUACAAAUAGACGAUUCUGGGGUUUAUACUGUAGAGAAUACAGAUGAAGGGAAGACAACACAUACAUUUCAGCUGACUGUGUACUGUAAGUGUGUGUAUGUUCUGUCCAAACCUCAGGUGACGGUUCAUGAUAACAUCUCCUGUAGCUUGGUGUGUUCUGUGGAGAACGGGAGAGAAGUGACCCUGUCCUGGUACAAAGGAGGGGAGAUACUCAACCAGACCAGCAGCCCUGAGCACAUAACCCUCUCUAUACCUCUCAAGGUGGAUGAACAGAACAGAGACUCUUACAGAUGUGAGGCUGCCAACCCAGUCAGCAAGGAGACAGCUGUUGUUCCACAUUCCUGUAUAGAGAGUGAUCCCUUCAAGGUGACAGAUGGUGAUGAGAGGACUCAAGGUCGUCUUAUUAUUGCUGUAAUCUGCGUUUUGGUUGCCUCAGGACUUGUUGGACUUGCAAUCUAUCUUAAGAAGAGGAGAAACGGACACUCACAUGCAGAUCUCAGUUUACUGCCUGCCCUCAAGGACAUCUACAGCACCCGGUAUCACAGGAAGGCCAAGAAGAUUAUCAAGGAUCUCAGUCACCCGAGGCACGGCAUGUUCACCCUGCUACCAUCUAGAAGGUGCAGACAGUACAGGUGCAUCAAGGCUGUGACCGAGAGAAUGAAAAACAACUUCUAUCUCCAGCCCCACCACAUCCUGUCCAGUUUAGAGACAGAGACCCUCACUACACGACUCCAUAAAGAGAAAUAA